UACAGGAUCUCUAGUGUUUAUGUGAUUACAUGUUUUCUCACUUUAUAUUUUAAAUAUAUGUUUUUAAAACGUGUUGCGACGCACAUGCAUGUUUCGGUUUGAUUCAUCGCAUCGUUUAUGUGCAACGCCGACAGAGACAGCCAGCAUUUGUUUAGAAAACGGACCCUUUUUGCAGGCGCAAGCAAAAAAGUUUGAGCAUCAUUAAAAAAAAGAGAUGAAGAGACAGGCCGAACGGGAAUCGAGCCCUGCAAGAGGAAUCGCGAAACGUAUACGGGAGAGAGAACGAGACCGAGAUGUGAGUCGCAGGGAUGACGGUCCGCCCACGCCACUGGCUGCACUGUUUGCCGACAGCCGAAAUUAUUACAAGCACCAGGUGCGCAGCCGGAGUAGAGAACGUGAAAAACCCCGGCCAAGGGAGGAGCGACCUGCAGUCGGACAGCUUCACCACCGGCAACACCACCACGACCUCACGCUCAUCGGACGCCCCUCGCUGAGGACUACCGCAGUACUGCCCAAAACAAGCAAAGCUGCUGCAGAAAUCAACACCCGCGUCGGCAGCCUGGAGUACAAAACUUUAAUCAUUAGCAACCUGGGCUCGCAGCUACCCGACGAACACGUGGAAGAUGGACUGUUUCACGAGUUCAAAAAGUUCGGAAAUGUCAGCGUCAAGCUCUCCCACACUCCAGAGCUGGGUCGCGUCGCCUACGUGAAUUUCAGGCAUCCCGACGACGCGAAAGAAGCGCGCCACUCCAAAGCCAGGUUAGUGCUGUACGACCGUCCCCUGAAAGUUGAACCCAUGUACCUCAGACGCCGUAGCUGCACGCCGCCCGACGUGGGAUACGUGCCUGCGCUCGGCGUUUACCAGUACCGGCAACGGUCCCUUUCUCCCGGCCCGGGGGCCAGCAGCAUCAGAGACCUUCGAGCCCGGCAUUAUGCCGUUGAGGGACUAGGGGUGAACCGGGAACGGGAGAGGGUGUUGGACUACUAUAGCUUGUUAGAGGAAAAGGGGCGGGGCCACACGUAUCAGCCGUCUCCAGAGGACGACUUGAAGCCUGAGGACGACCAGAGGGCGACCCGGAACUUGUUCAUCGGCAACCUCGACCACAACGUGUCCGAGGCGGAGCUCCGGCGGAGCUUCGACAAGUACGGCGUCAUCGAGGAGGUGAUCAUCAAGCGGCCGGCGCGCGGCCAGGGCGGGGCCUACGCCUUCCUCAAGUUCCAGAACCUGGACAUGGCGCACCGGGCCAAGGUGGCCAUGCAGGGGCGCAUGGUCGGCGGCAACCCGGUGAAGAUCGGCUACGGCAAGGCCAACCCCACCACGCGGCUGUGGGUGGGCGGCCUGGGCCCCGGCACGUCGCUGGCGGCGCUGGCCCGCGAGUUCGACCGCUUCGGCAGCAUCCGCACGGUGGACUACGCCAAGGGCGACAGCUUCGCCUACGUGCAGUACGAGAGCCUGGACGCGGCGCAGGCCGCCUGCGCGCAGAUGCGCGGCUUCCCGCUGGGCGGCCCGGAGCGCCGGCUCCGCGUCGACUUCGCCAACCCCCCGGCCCCGCUGCCCCCGGCCGGGCCCCCGCCCCCGGACUACGACCUGCCGCCCGAGGCCUACGCCCACCGCGGCCUCGACCGGGAGCCCCGGCCCCCGCGGGAACGCAGCCCCGCCCGGGGCCCGUUCACCGAGCGUGAGCGGGACCGGGAGCGCGCCCUGGCGGACCGGGACUGGCCCAGCCCGUCGAAGAGCCUGGAGCGCCGGGGCCGGAGCCCGAGCCGGGAACGCCGGGGGAGCCGGGAGCGCCGCGGGAAGGAGCGCGAGGAGCGCCGGAAACGCCGCAGCCUGUCGGGCGACCGGCCGCUCCCGGACCGGGACCGGGGCCGGGUCAAAGGGCGCGGGCCGGGCCCGUCCUCGCCCCCGUCUCCGGACUGCAGCCCCGGCCGACCGCGGGCCAGAGCCGGGGACCCGCCCGCCGAGCCCCCCGCCCCGCCCGCCCCGUCGCGCCCCGAGGACGCCCCGCACGAGCCCCAUCGCAACCACGGCGACCCGCAGGGCCCGGAGGAGGACGAGGGCCCGCCGGAGCGCGGGGAGAGGCCCCAGGCCGACGGCGGCAGGAAGCCCAGCACCCUGUCCGAGUACGCCCAGACCCUGACGCGCGUGUGGCAGGGGCCCCUGGUGCUGAAGAACAGCUGGUUCCCCACGAACAUGCACAUGCUGGAGGGGGGGCCCGGCUUCCUGCGGGCGGUGCUGAGGGACGAGCAGGCCCCGGCGGGCGGGGCGGGCCAGCUGAAGAUCGCCCAGCGCCUGCGCAUGGACCAGUCCAAGCUGGACGAGGUGACGCGGAGGAUCCGGCUGGGCGGGGCGGAGGGCUACGCCGUCCUGCUGGCCGUGCAGGGGCCCUUCGACCGCGAGGCGCCCCCUCCCCAACCGGGCCUGCAGAGGAGGCUGCUGCGCAACCUGGUCACCUACCUCAGGACCAAGCAGGCGGCCGGCGUCAUCAGCCUGCCCCUGGGGGGCGCUAAGGAGCACGAGACGGGGGCCACCCUGUACGCCUUCCCGCCCUGCGACUUCUCCCGGCUGUACCUGCAGCCGGCGCUGAGGACUCUGGGUAAACUGGAGGAGGAGCACCUGGUGAUCGUCAUUGUGAAAGACUUGGUCUGA
Conger conger (European conger) is the source of this 2650-nucleotide messenger RNA. RefSeq names its product putative RNA-binding protein 15B. The transcript has a single exon. Gene Ontology annotation, cellular component: nucleus. Gene Ontology annotation, biological process: regulation of alternative mRNA splicing, via spliceosome. The coding region runs from base 215 to 2650 and encodes 811 amino acids. NCBI's taxonomy places the organism in Eukaryota, Metazoa, Chordata, Actinopteri, Anguilliformes, Congridae. Gene Ontology annotation, molecular function: mRNA binding. The record is from RefSeq and is a predicted model, not a curated record.